AUGCUCGUAGACUGCGGCAGUAUCAUCACAAUGCUACCAACGACGCCCCGCGCGAAACUGAAGUCCGCGUUCCGGGCGGCCAUGGCGGCUUACCCGCUCGUCCCAAGCGACCCGGACGAGACAUGCUACAACUUCACCGGAUACAGCAACGUCACCGUGCCCAAGGUCGCUCUCACGUUCAGCGGUGGCGUCACGAUUGACCUCGAUGUCCCCAACGGGGUUCUGUUGGACGGCUGUCUAGCCUUCGGCGAGUCCGGGCCAGAUGGUUACGGCGGGACCAUCAGCAACGUCCAAAUGAGAACGUUGGAGAUGUUGUACGACAUUAGGGGUGGUAGACUCGGAUUCCGGCCAGGUGCCUGUUGA
This is a messenger RNA of Triticum turgidum subsp. durum (durum wheat), 363 nucleotides long. The record is from the annotation of a GenBank genome assembly. Lineage: Eukaryota; Viridiplantae; Streptophyta; Magnoliopsida; Poales; Poaceae.